GUUUUCACUUAUCCUUCAAUCUUGUGAUAAACGUGUCACCGUACUAGUUUUUCUCGGUGGCAAAUAUUUUUUCAAUGGCUUCAAAUCUACCCGUAGAGAGCAGAGAUCUUCUCCAGCCUCCAUCAGAAGAGUUGGCUCAAGUUCUCAAGGAUGGUUUAUCCAAGAAUUUUUCAAAUGUGGAAGUUGAAGUAGUUGAUUGUCCAGAUUUGAGAGAGAAACCAUGGACACUGGCUGCUCCUGGUAUUUGUGGCAGGGUCAGAAUUGCUGAUGUUGGUGGAGUGCCUUACCUUAUACCUCUCCCAGACCUCUCCAAGUUAUACAAUUUUGAUGAUGUAGCAAAAAGCUCAGAUCUUCCAGGAGGAUUUGUUAUUGGUGCAGGAGCUGGAAGCAGCAAGUUUGUUGGAGUGAACUGUGAGAUGAUGGCAAACUUGGUCACCAACUCAGAACAGAAGGGAAUCAUUGCAACAAAAAUUGCUAAAGUGAAUGAAGAGAAUGGAUCCUUUGUCCUGGAAGAUUACAAAUGUGGAGAGUUUAAUUUGUUGGGUAAUUUUCUUGUUAGUGAUGGAAAACCAGGAAAGGUUCUGAAAGUUUGUGCCAGCAAAAGGACUGGAGAUGAGAAUUUUGUCACGUGCAUGCGAAACACCCUGGCUGGUCGCUAUGGAGACCAACCAGUGGGAAUGGGUGGAGUGUUUUUAAUCGAAAAAGGAAAGGCCAAGAUUCAUGUUAUGCCCAGAUUUUCCCAAACCCCACUCAAGACAGACGCAGAUGUGAAUAAUUGGCUCAAAUUCUAUGAGAUGAGUGCCCCAUUGGUUUGUGUGGGAGUCUUGGAAAGUCACGAUCCUGGUCUGGACUUGCGCAUUGAACACUUCCACUGCUUCAGUGAUCAUGGAGAAGGAGGGCAUUACCAUUAUGACGUCACACCCGAUGACGUGCAAUACACUGGGUUCUUUAACGUCGCUGAGAAAAUUUACAGAAUAGAUCGACCGCUGACUACACACAAUGUUGGAAGAGACUGAGGAAUGGCCUAAGAUCACUAUUCCAUAUAGUGGCUAAAUUUUCAAAUAAUUGAAUAUUUAAAUCUGCGCUUGAAAUUUUACACAAGCCCCAUUACAUUUUAAUGUAUUGUUUUGGGAAUCUAACAAGAUUAAAAUUAGCAUGGUAUUGUACAGGUGAGCAAAUAUAAUUUAAAAUCUAAAAGAAUUAAAGAAAUUUCUACGGUUGCACUGGGGGACGCGUUGUCGUAAUGUUAGCGCGCUGGAUACUGGGGCUAACGCAAACAAAGGAGCAUACAAAAAUUUUUCCUUUUCCAUGUUUAAAAACACAAUUUCCUCUCUUGAAAGGAUCUAUUUUACUAAGUAUUAUUUUAUGGCUUAGGCUUGUGGCCGAUAUAACGCGCGCUCUGAUUGGUUAAGAGCGAGAUCAGAGCAGGGCAUUAUACAGUGGUAAUGCCCUCGGGCCGGUUAUGGAUUGUGCAAACUAGAAAAAGCGCAAAAUGUUAAACAAGUACCACGGCGGUUAUUUUCGCUGUCUGAAAAUCCGAGCGCAUGAAAACGAUGAAGGCCGAUUGACAGCCAGAGAGAAUAGACUCAUUUUGAUACAAACAGGUAAAGUUUUAGAAGAGCAGCGAAGGUACUAUUUUAAAUUAAUUGUUUUAAAUUACCUCGCUAUCUCUUGGUCAACACGGCGAGGCCUCAGUUUGAAAUUUUCCCGUAACGACCUCACUCUUGGUUGUUAAGUAGUAAAUAAUGACUUAUUAGGACUGAAUUUGAACGAAAUGAAUUGUGAAAGUAAUUUGCUUUGUAAGUGGUAUAUUGCCUUGGACUGUUCUUGAUUGCAUGGGGUAAGGUUACAUAGUAAUGAUUGGAGUAAAACAUUGAAAUGUGAUAUAUGAAUUUGAAAUCAGCUGGAGAAAUCUCGUCUUUGUGGAAAUUACUUUUGGCUUGAUAAGAAUAUUAAAGAGAUACAUCUUUGGAA
Molecule: messenger RNA, 1974 nt
Organism: Pocillopora verrucosa
Lineage: Eukaryota; Metazoa; Cnidaria; Anthozoa; Scleractinia; Pocilloporidae
Product: ester hydrolase C11orf54 homolog
Cellular component (GO): nucleus
Molecular function (GO): zinc ion binding; hydrolase activity, acting on ester bonds
Source: RefSeq, a predicted model, not a curated record